AUGAAGGCCUCACUCUUAGCAUUUUCCAUUCUCUUGGUGGGUGUUGCUGUGGCAGCACCUGAGCCGGUGGUUGACACCUCCGGCCAGAAACUGAGAACAGGUAUCAAGUACUACAUUCUCCCAGUCUUGAGGGGCAAAGGCGGUGGUCUAACUGUUUCAACCAGUGGCAACACCACAUGCCCACUCUUUGUGGUGCAAGAGAAGCUUGAAGUCUUGAAUGGCUCCCCAGUUACUUUCACACCAUACAAUGCCAAAAGUGGUGUUGUUCUAACUUCAACUGAUCUCAACAUCAAGUCCUAUGGGCCAACCACUUCCUGUGACAAACCCCCUGUGUGGAAGCUCCUCAAGGUGUUAACUGGGGUGUGGUUUUUGAGCACUGGUGGUGUUGAAGGCAAUCCAGGGAUUGACACUGUCGUCAAUUGGUUCAAGAUUGAGAAGGCUGACAAAGACUAUGUCAUUUCUUUCUGUCCCUCAGUGUGUAAAUGCCAGACUUUGUGUAGGGAACUUGGCUUAUAUGUUGGUGAUGAUGGAAACAAGCAUUUGUCUCUCAGUGAUAAGGUUCCAUCCUUCAAGGUUAACUUCAAGAGGGCUUAAUUUUCCCACCAGAAUGAAUAAAACCAGUCAAAUCAGAUUAGAUGGUUCUUCCGGGAAGGACAUUUACAUGAAUAUAAUAAAUGGCAUAUGCUGCUAUGGUUGAAGUGUAAGCACUCCUUUGAUUCACAUUUUGGUGAUCAAUGAUGCAUAACCCCUUUAUCAUCUUAUUUA
Vigna angularis (adzuki bean) is the source of this 765-nucleotide messenger RNA. Its product is annotated as kunitz trypsin inhibitor 5. The record is from RefSeq and is a predicted model, not a curated record. Gene Ontology annotation, molecular function: endopeptidase inhibitor activity. The transcript has a single exon. The coding region runs from base 1 to 594 and encodes 197 amino acids. Lineage: Eukaryota; Viridiplantae; Streptophyta; Magnoliopsida; Fabales; Fabaceae.